Molecule: messenger RNA, 1930 nt
Organism: Sorghum bicolor (sorghum)
Lineage: Eukaryota; Viridiplantae; Streptophyta; Magnoliopsida; Poales; Poaceae
Product: UNC93-like protein 1
Exons: 2
Coding region: 276-1682 (468 amino acids)
Source: RefSeq, a predicted model, not a curated record
CCCUCCAAAUGUCACAAUGUAGCUUGUUCAUCUCCGUCCCCCGAAAUCCAAAGAGAAAAGGAACUAAACAGAAAUCAUCAGGAUCCAUCUUCUUCUCCUAUAUAUAUGCCACCUUCCGCCUUCGCCUUGGUCUCCGUCGUCACUGAUCCCAUCCGGCCGGCGACGGCCACCGUGACUCCCCUGACCUUUUCCCCCGACCUUCUCCAGAGAAGAGAUCAAUCAAAUCAGAUUAACCAAUUAGCAGGGAGGGAGGGGAGGCAAGGCAAGGCAAGGCAAUGGCCACGACGACGGAGGUGGAGGGCCCGCCGCCGCCGCCGGCGAAGCGCGGCCUCCUGCGGUACAACUCGCCGCUGGCGCAGGUGUCCCUGCUGGGGCUCAUCUGCUUCUGCUGCCCGGGAAUGUUCAACGCGCUGUCGGGCCUCGGCGGCGGCGGGCAGGUGGACGCCAGCACCGCCGACAACGCCAACACGGCGCUCUACGCCUUCUUCGCCGUCUUCGGCGUGCUCGGCGGCGCCGCCCACAACCUCCUCGGCCCGCGCGUGACGCUGAUGCUGGGCGCGCUCACCUACCCGCUCUACGCCGGCUCCUUCCUCUUCUACAACCACCACCCGCACAAGCAGGCGUUCCCCGUCACGGCCGGCGCGCUGCUCGGCGCCGGCGCGGGCUUCCUCUGGGCGGCGCAGGGCGCCGUGAUGACCUCGUACCCGCCGCCCAACCGCCGGGGCACCUACAUCUCCCUCUUCUGGUGCCUCUUCAACCUCGGCGGCGUCCUCGGCGGCCUGCUCCCUUUCUCCUUCAACUACAACAGUGGUGACGACCCCAAGAACGUCAACGACAGCACCUACAUCGCCUUCAUGGCCUUCAUGCUCGUCGGCGCCGGGCUCACCGUGCUCGUGCUGCCGCCCGCCAGGAUCGUCCGCGACGACGGCACCAAGGCCACCAGGGUCACCUUCUCGUCCCCGGCCACCGAGGGCGUCGAGAUCCUCAAGCUCUUCGCCAACUGGAAGAUGCUGCUCGUGCUCCCGGCCGCCUGGGCCAGCAACUUCUUCUACACCUACCAGUUCAACAACGUCAACGGCGGACUCUUCACGCUCCGCACCAAGGGACUCAACAACGUCUUCUACUGGGGCGCGCAGAUGAUCGGCUCCGCCGGAAUCGGCUACUUCCUCGACUUCGGAUUCGCCAGCCGCAGGAAGAGAGGGCUGGUCGGAGUCGUCGCCGUCGCCGUCCUUGGAACGGCCAUUUGGGGAGGGGGUCUGGCGAACCAGCUCAAGUACAGAACUGUGCCGUUGCUCCACCCCAUCGAUUUCAAGGAUGGCCACCGCUACGCCGGACCGUUCCUGCUCUACUUCAGCUACGGCCUGCUGGAUGCCAUGUUCCAGAGCCUCAUCUACUGGAUCAUCGGUGCCCUCGCCAACGACUCCCAAAUCCUCAGCAGGUACGUUGGGUUCUACAAGGGAGUGCAGAGUGCAGGAGCGGCGGUGGCAUGGCAAGUGGACAAGCAACACACCCCCCUGAUAUCCCAGCUGAUUGUGAACUGGGGGCUCAUGACCAUCAGCUACCCAUUGCUUGUGCUGCUGGUGUUCCUGGCCGUGAAGGACGAGGACUACUCUGUUUCUUCAGUGGAGGAGGACGGCAAGGAGAAAGAUAGUAAGCUGUCAGCACCAACCAGCUUCCACUAAGGAUGAUAGAUCACGAUGUUACGGGUUUUUCAUCAAAGUUGUAGAAAUCAAGAAACAACUGAAGUACCUAUGCAAAGAAUAUUUAGGGUGUGGCGUUUUUAUGUAUGUGGAUUACCUGAUGGGGAUGACAGUAUUCGUUUGGUGAUUAUUACUAUUCUCUCCGUGUUAGAUUGAGCAUGCUUGCAUCUACUCCUUGUCCGUGGUGUAACAUAUGCCAUUUUUGAGCAAUGAAAGGUUUAUUAUAUUCC